Molecule: messenger RNA, 7585 nt
Organism: Porites lobata
Lineage: Eukaryota; Metazoa; Cnidaria; Anthozoa; Scleractinia; Poritidae
Source: the annotation of a GenBank genome assembly
AUGGAAGGGCUCGCGAAUCGAACGCAAACUCACAUGCUUCCAACUCCGCAGCAAAACAUUACUGGUCCCGGACAGUAUGCAGCUAUAUCUAUACAACAGACACAACAAGAGAGGAUGCCUCCAACUUACGAAGAAGCCCAGCUAGCGGUUCAAGCGGUCGAUAUACAACAGAUUACCAACAUGGAAGCGGAAAAACAAGCUAUAUAUCGCCAUCCGCUCUUGCCUUUACUGGCUAAACUGUUCGAGAAAUGCGAGCAGUCAACUCAAACGUGCGAAUUGACUCCAGCCAACGCUUUCGACAACGAAAUAAAGAAUGGCAUUCUGCAGAUGAAUCGAGAGGGAAAGUCUUUCUACACGGAGGAUAGGGAUCUCGAUAAUUUGGUGAGCAUAGUUUUUUUAUUCUUUGUAUUCAAGUCAAAACCGUUUCCAGGCUCUAGUAUAGCAUCUUGAAAACUCUUCAUCUCUUGUUUAUCAAGUUAAGCUGUGUAUCUUCAAUAACACAAAAAUUUCGUGCCACCUCUACUAAAGCAUUUCUUAGUCUUUAACGAGAUACCCUCGUGGAUUAAACUUAUUAAAAGAUACAUAUUUCACAAUCAGCUAACUGGAAUAAAGCCCUUGUUUUUCGCGAUCGACUGAUACUCGUGUCGUCUUCCUUCAUCGCGAUCUUUUCGUCGUUAUUAAUUGUUUUCAAUGGUACCCGUUGCGGAUUUCAAAACGGAGAGCAUCAUCCUUCAAAUAAAGACACAGACGCGGCGUUUAUUAUUCUGCAGGUACCAUGAAAAGGUCUUUCUGUAUUGCGUUUCUUUCGGGCAAAUUUUAAUCCCGAUUAUGUUAAGCUUCUUUUAAAAUAUGGCGGCCGAAAGGAAAUCCCACACUACAGGAGCAAGAAUGAAACAUUCGAUAAAAACCAGGAUAUUUUCUCUAGUCACGUUAUAUUAACUUGCUGAUACGAAAGCUUAGUUAGUAAGUAACGGUUUUCAAGGCUAUGUUUACAAGUAAAAGUGCAAAAUUAUUAUCCAUUUUUAAGAGGAAGACCAGAUUCUUUUGCGGAUCAUCAGAAGAUUUCCGUUUUCCUGCCUACUUACAGCUACUUGUGCGUCGCGUGAAAUAUGCGACAUUUCCGUUGGCCAUUUCCUCGUUUAUAGUGUUGAUAAUUUUAAUUACUUUACUCUUGCGCAUUUUCGUAAAAUUAAUAUUAAUUCUUAGUCAAGGGUCUUAAAUUAAGAACUGACUGUAGUCUUCCUUAACAGGAUUGCGAUAAUAACAAAGCAAUAUAAUAUUUACAUAAUAUGCAAAUAUGUUGUUGAAGGCAUUUAUUGUAGAUCCGUCCUUUUUUGUCUUGUAUGGUAAAUAAUCAUGAAAACUGUGUUCAGGCUUGGCCUUAAUAUUUUAUUAGAAAACAAUAUCUUAUGGAAUUUCAGUGAAGUUCCAUCAACCGUGAUUCCCAUUUUAUGGAAGAAACAAUUUAUUCCAAAUUUGUUAUCAAUUUUUUAUACAGUUUAAGUGCAGCGUUUGUUCUGAGCAUAGCUGCUUUUGUACCAACAGAUGAUCAAAGCAAUCCAGGUUCUCAGAAUUCAUCUGCUUGAGCUUGAAAAAGUCAAUGAACUCUGCAAAGAUUUCUGCCAACGUUACAUUGCUUGCCUGAAAGGGAAAAUGCAGAGUGAAAAUUUACUUCGCAGUCCUCUUCAAACAACUUACUCCCCUGCGGUGAAUGUCUUGAAUGCAAAUGUGCAACCACAGACACCGACAACCCCAAUUCAAGCACCCCAGCCAACGUUUAUUCCCCAGCAGCAAGUUGCAUAUUACACAGCACCUGCAGCUGUUACGCCCUGCACUGUCGCCAGCGCAACCCCGACUGUAAGUGUCAUUGGCACUCCACUGCAACAGCAAGUCACAACAGUGGCAUAUGUUCCCCAGGGAGUAGCCCCUGGUCAACAGAUUGUCAUAGCACAAGUCCCACAACAGCUUACUCAGCAAGCAGCAGUACCCACUAGUGUAACUUAUACCACAGUACCUACGACAGUAACAUACAGCUCAGUGCCGCCAACUGUGACGUACGUGAGCACGCCAACUAUUGAGACUGUGACACCUUCUCGGCCCCAGACGCAUUCCUCAGGAGAUGAAUCUCCAACGGAAAUAACUGUUCCAUCAAGUGUUCCACUCCCUGCCCUUGACUCACCCACAGAGGUUACGGAUAAGAAAAAAACAAGAAGGGGUGUCUUACCUAAACAAGCAACAAACAUUAUGAAGACUUGGCUUUUUCAACAUCUUGUGGUAAGUGGAUGAUAAUAAAUCACUUAAGUUGUGUAUAUUUGUGGAUCUGUGCUGCUGAACAUUUUUUAUGUGUUGAGGGCUUGACUAUUUUGAGCAUUAAAUUUUUUGUCCCCCGCAGACAGGCACAGAUCCACACCAGUCUCCACCAUUUUACAGAAAUUGGUCAGAUUUUUUAUAUUUAAUAUAAUACAUUUUCAAUACAAAAAAGCUGUCCUUGUUGAAACUGAGAGAUUAAAUAAUCCGCCGAUUUGCAAUGUGAGGAGAAUGGAGCCAGCCAAUAAGUAUCCUGUGUAAAUGACUCAGAAACCCAGGAAAGGGACAGGAAAAAUCCAAAAAGUUUUCCCGGGGGAGCAUGCCCCCAGACCCCCUAGAAGCUUUGGCCUUUCUCGCUCAUUUCGAAAAUUGGUCAUUAUUUAUCCUAGAUCCGUGCCUGUCUGAUGAAUAUUAGGGGUAAACAAGAAAAUCAUUGGGGACAAAUAUAUAUUUAUUAAAGUUGUCUGAAUUUGUUUCUGAAACUCUUGCAUGUGAAAAAAAUAACAUUAAGGCCUUGUAAUUGAAGACGUCGAUGCAUAUUCCAGGGGGUUGUUUCUCCAUGAAUAACCCGCUGAAAGCUUCUUGUAUGAUCCAAAAUGUAUGCUAACUGUCGACACGGGUUAAGGUAUCAGCCACCCUUAAAAUUGCCAUUUUUCCAUAUUUGAGGUUUCAACGUUUUCAAAUAGAUAUGCUUGAGAGCUUUCUUUUAAAAAAAAAAUCAGAAGAAAAUAUUAUUUCUGUCGAAAGAUAUCGGGGGUAAAAGAUUUUUUCUCGUUAAUUAUCUUAAUUGAUCGUUAACAAGUUCUGUCAUACCCGUGUCAUAUAUCAAUUAACUUGCCUGUGAACUAGUUACGUGAUACCGAAAAGCGUGCUUCGACACAAAACGUCUUGGAAUUGUCUUCGCGUUAUUUAUAGCCUUUAGUAUUCUCCGUGGAUAUUUAGCGUUUGCUUCGUGAAAAUGCCGCCAAAAAAAAAAAAAAAAAAAGAAAGGUCGUGUCCGUUUUAGUCAUCGAAACCGAGAUCGAAAAAGAAUUCAAGAGCGAGUUUGACAAAGAAUGGGCCGCAAAAUUGGCAGAGAGCGACAAAGGCUCAUUUUAUCAGCAAGAGAAGUGGCUCAAGAGAUAUUCAGAAAAGCGAAAAAUGCUGCAGUUGCUGAGAGUGCAAGCUGCUCCAAAAUCCAGCUUAAGGAACCAAAUGAAGAAAGCCAAUUAAGCUCAUCGACCCCAUCUGCUGAUGGAACGUGGAAAACAAUAAGCGGUCGAGCUAUCGUAUUGAGCGAAAAGCUGCUUGAGAAACUGGACGAGUCUGUAUCUUGUCGAUUUUGCCAGGGAAGAGUCCAAGUCAUGGAAAAUGUAGCGACUAAGCAUGGACUUGGUUCUACCUGGAGAAUCCAGUGCGAGAAUGAAAGCUGGCCGUCGCACAAGACAAAUUCUGUUUUUAAUUCUUCCGAGAAGAGCAGAGCGUUUGCAAUAAACUGGGCGUCAGUUCUUGGCCUUCGAGCAAUCGGUGGUGGGCAUUCGGCGGCUUCAAAGUUUUUUAGUUUCCUUGGCCUGGCGAUCGAGAAAGAAUUAAACCGUGCUUCUCGUGGUGUAAAAGAGUGGAAGUUUUCCAACGGAGAAUUAAACUGUUCACUUGAAGAUGUUGAUAGCAAUAAAAAGUUUGUUCCUGUUACAUGUUACCUGUCAAAAUCCUAUUGUUAGAGAAAAUUGAUCCCUCUCUGAUAUCAAUCAGAAUAAACAUUUAGGUGUUAUAAUCUCAUUCCAGGUAGGAUGCCGCCAAAAAUGUAUUUUCUAUUUUAUCUCCGAACGCAAAAUUUUGCUGAUCGACUCGUACGUUUUGAAGUCCAAGUCGGCAGCCUUUCAAUCAAUUUGGCUAAAAUUUGGCCAGAGUGAUGUCAUAUAUCUCUUCUACAAAACCGUGUCUGCGAAUUUUAAUACUCCUUUUCAUUUUAAAGCUAGAGCUUUUUUCCACAGAGAGUGUUGACUAAUUGCCUUCCCCAACUUCAUUUGCUAAUAAAAGAAAAACAAACGCACUUGUCAAAAAUCUGAGACACGGUUUUUUAGUGGAACGUGUUGAGAAGCGAAUGCGGUGUUAAUUGUUUUCUUCCGUUUAUUUCCGGCGGGAAUGGAACAUGAUUUAUAGAGACGUGUACUUUUACACAAAGCGUCCCAAUUUCGAAACACAUUUAAGUAAAUCGUUUUUGUUAGUUCAAAUCCAAAAUCUGGAAUUAUUAAGCUUUUAAAAAAUAUAUGGUUUAUAGGGGUUUUUAUAAAAACAACUAACGCUACAGCGAUCCGCGCGCGGACUGUCCUGAAGGGUGGCUGAUACCUUAAACUAAAAGGUUGAUGCAUCACACUCUAUAAUGCGUGUAGUGGUGUUUUCAGUCAUCUGAGCUUGUUUUGGGGGGUAAAAAACUGGAGUAUUUCCUCUUCCAACAAUCCCUCAAUGAAUGCCCCACAGUUUGUUUGGCUUUUAAGGUCCUGUGCUAGUUUAGGAGCUUAUCCCCAUGGCUUUCCUGUUUUUUUUUUCGUUUUCUUUUUAUAUUCCCUAAUGGAAAUCCUUCUUUCCUGAUGGAAAUAUAUAGCCUGGUUGAAGGCAGGGGUUAGCUUUUUUAUGCCCAAAAAGUUGUUUUACACACUCAUUAAUUCUUUUUCUUUGCCAGCAUCCAUACCCCACUGAAGAUGAAAAACGAAGUAUUGCAGCUCAAACUAAUCUUACCAUUCUUCAAGUCAAUAACUGGUGAGUUGUAAGUGAGUUAUAAUAAAGCCGGUUAUUGUAAUAAUCUGCUUCUGCAUGCUGUUGUGAUUUUGCACUCUUAUCCAAAAUAAUAACAUUAUUAUUGUUGUUGUUGUCUUUUGACCGUUAUGCUAUUUGUUAACCCUUUAAGUCCCAAUAUUCACAUACAAAUUCUCCGAACUGAUCUCCAUACAUUUCCUUGAAGAAUUAGUUGAGAGAAUUUGGUAAAAGAUCAGAUAUUUUUCUCUUUGUGAUCAUUUUGUUGAUUCUCAUAGACUUUGCUCAUGAGAGUCUAUGGAUAUUGUUAGGAGAAAAUUGAUUUUGAGCAAUACUGGUACUUCACAGUAAGGUUCAGAUCAGAUUAAGCCUUGGACAACUAGGAAAAGAACUAAGAGUAUAAAGCACCUCUUUCUCUUCUCACUCCCCCACUCAUUAAAAUUAGUGUGAUUGUUAAGGUUUAAUUAACAAAAGAAUUUUUGCUUCUUUUGAGUGUCACUUUGUUGCCUUUUUUGUGAAAAAUUUUCUGUAUUAUUGUGUAAAUAGGUUCAUUAAUGCAAGACGUCGUAUUCUUCAACCCAUGUUGGAUGCCAGUAAUCCCGAAGGACCUAAGGCUAAAAAGUCAAAAAUCCAAAGUCGCCCAGCUCAGCGUUUCUGGCCAGAAAAUUUAGUCCCCAGUCAGUUAGCAACUGUUCCCAUAGCUCCAGCUCCUGUGACUGUACAGGCGGUAAUGCAAGGUGGAGCUGUUCAAAUGCAGACAGUACCACCUGGUGCAACUGUUGCUGUACCACCAGGUGUGGCUUUACCCACGACUAUAACGAUACCAAAUGUACAAGGGACCACAGUCAUCCCAGGAACUGUUGCUAUUCAACAACAACCACAAACAGGCACACCAACCACAAUGGUGGUUGUAACAAUACCCCCGUCAGCAAGUCAGAUCAGUUCAGCGUCCGCAUCUGAAAGUUCCUCGGUUGUUACAUCCCACCCGACGAUGAUGGCGUCAGCCGUGUCGUCACAAGUUGAAACAGUCCCGGUCAGUAAUCUGUCUCCCAUGUACACUAAUAUCCAGCAAGGCAGUCCAUCUCUACAGAGUUCCCCACUUCCAACCAUGGUACAAAAUGGUGGAGAAGGUAGUCUUGUGAAUUCACCCCACCACCUUUCUACGUCAAGUGUCAGCAUAGCCGGAGUCCAGGAGAACUUAGUAGGAGUUACUGCAAUUACUAUGGAUAAUGCUGUGGUCUCCAGAGGAAUAGUAAACUGAUUUUACAGGGCUUUGUUUGUGAUUUACAUAGCUGUCAACUGGAAAAGUUUUGUUCCGUUAUUAUAUUAACUCUUUCACUCCGUGUUGUGGUGUAUCACAGUCUGCUUAAAUGGCUCAUAGAGUGAAAAGCUUAGUGAUAACCAACCAUAGUCAAUAAUGUUAUUUGAAUAUUGGAAAAUUGAAUCCUUUUGUCAUUGCCUCUACUACCAUUGAAUUCAAAUCUUCAUUCUGGCAUGCACAAUAAACUGACGAAGUUGGGACUCAUUUUAUGUAUUUGGUCAGUUUGAAAAAUCUUUCUAUUCAGAUGUCUGAGUAAAUAAAAUUUGUCUGAAGACAUUUAUAUUAAAUUUAAGAAGAAAAUUGAGCUUGCUGGUUGAAAUAAUAUCUCUCAUGUGAAUUUACUUCUCACUAUCCAUGCAGGAAUGCCAAAAAGAAUCUUGUAACAAUAACAACCAACAGAUUCAAUUUUCAAAUAAUUAUUCAGUUCAGUAGUCGAGUUUAUGGGAUGCACUUGAGCUGGCAUGACUGUGAUAUUUAUAUUCUUUGACAUUUACACUUCAUUUAGCAAGAUGAUGAAAAUUCAAUGUUAUUAUGCUUCUUUGCUGUACUCAGUUCACAGUUUGACAAAGCUGACUAAAGUGUCCUUUGAACCAUGCCAAAAUAAAUAAACUGAACAUUAAAAGAGGAAACAUUAUGCAAGAAAUUCUUCAUUCUUAAGGGAAAAAGAGAUAUGUCAAGUGUUCCCUAGGGCAUCUUACUCAUAAGGUACUGAUAGCUUUGAAUCUUAAAAUUUUCUUUGUUGGUUGUUAAUGAGGCCCGUAGGGCUUGAGGUGUGUUUGCUGUAUUUUUGUGGCAGUUAAAUUUUUGUUAAUGUCGAUUCAUAAAUUAUGAAAGGCAUCUUCCAACAUAGGUUCCUGAUUUACUUUAUCUCACUAAUUACAAUAUCACAAUUUUUUGCCUCUUAAUAGACGUGUUUGUGGUCUGUCCAACUAUGAAUAAUUAUAUGCAAGUUAUUUUCCUAUGGCCAGAGUGCAAAGCACACAGGCCUUGAAUCUAAAAGGAAUAUUCUGAAACUUGUAGUAUGGAUCAACAAAAUGAGUUAAGUAAAGUGCUUCUUACAUCUCUUGGUGUUUUGAACAGGUAUCAAAGGACUCAUGCAGGUUGUAGUAACGCAAAAUACAGACAACCACAUUUACCGUCCAUGUUGCAUGCACUGAGAGAUGUAACAAAGGUUGGGAGAGUUUUUCCCAUUCCCCAAAAAGGUAUCUUCAAUUGAGUUGACAA